AUGUCGGUCCGUUCAGGUGAUGAACUAAAAGAAUUGUCCCUGAGUGGUCGCCCGGCAGUCAUCGUUGAUCGCGUCAACUAUCCAGAUGAUCGAGCACAAUGGGUACCAAAGCACCAAGGCCCGAACGUCUUCCCCAACUUCUUCUUGUUCAGCCGGUUGUUGCGCUGGGCCUACAGGCCACAUCUCAUCGCCAUAAAAGAUACCACCUUCGGGUACACAGCCGACUACACUCAACUCCUAACAGAUGUCCUCCAUCUCCGAAAUGUGUUGAGACAAACGCUGCCGCUUACGGUUAUUCAGAAGAUUGAUAGAGAUGAAGAGGUCUUCAUUAACCUCCUUGGCCCCGGUGGCUAUGAGUUUGUGGUGGGCUUUUUCGCUUUGAUGGCGCUAGGUGCCGUCAUUGUGCCCAUUUCUCCUGAUCUUCCCACCAAGGAAGCAACAUAUUAUGCUACCAAAUCAAGGUCUUCAGCCGUCCUUGUUGCACAGCGUAGCGUACAACUAGCACAGGACCUCGAAUCUGCGGUUCGCAAACAGCAGAAUGCUGGCUUCCGGGCCAUACAAAUCACUUCGCAUAUCAUGCAGAAGCCUUUGGAUCCAAGCCAAAUCCAGAUCUCCUCCGAUCCGUAUCUCGACCUGAACAAGUCAGGCUUGGUUAUUUUCACGUCGGGCACCAGCGGGCCUCCCAAAGGCGGGGUCAAGCGAAGAGGCUUCUUCUACGAUGUUGCGGCUUCCUUCAGUGACCAACAUGGGAUCCGGGAAGGGGAUAUGGUAUUACAUGUACUACCCGUGCAUCAUGCCACAGGAGUAACCGUCACAUUGAUUCCUUUCCUGUACUGCGGAGGCUGCAUCGAGUUCCGCAGCGGUGGUUUCAACGUCGAAUGGACUUGGGAACGGAUUCGGCAAGGGGGUUUGGCCUUCUUCUCGGGAGUACCGACCAUCUACAUGCGCUUGAUGGCAUACUACGAACAGCGACUGACAAAGCUGUCACCACGAGAGCUGGGGGAGUACGUCAAAGGUGUCAACGAAAUCAGAGCUCUGCUGUGUGGCACUUCGGCACUACCACGACCCCUGCAGCAGAAGUGGACAAAGCUAAGAGGAGGUCGAUCGAUCUUAACACGCUAUGGGGGUACCGAAUUCGGAAAUGCUUUUACCGUAACACCGCGGUCAGAAGACGUACCGGAUGGCUCUGUUGGGGAGAAGGCGCCAGGGAUCGACCUUAAACUAUCCAAUGGUGACGAAGGAGAAGUGCUCAUGCGAAGCCCGAUCCUAUUCUCCAAGUACUUGUUUGACAGGGAAGCGACAAGAAACGCACUCGAUGCUGAAGGAUAUUUCAAGACCGGCGAUAUUGCCCGUCGGGAAGGGAAAUACUACUUUAUCCUGGGCCGAGCCUCCAUUGACAUAAUAAAGAGCGGUGGCUACAAGAUAUCCGCCCUAGACAUCGAGCGAGAAAUUCUAGGUCUUGGCUACGUUGCCGAAGCAAUGGUGGUGGGCGUUGAGGAUGAGGAGUUUGGUCAAAGGGUUGCGGCCGCCCUGGUCCUUCAACCAGAUGCACCACGCAACUUGACCUUGGACAAGCUGAGGUACGACCUGAGAGAAACGUUGGCAGGGUACAAGAUGCCAACAAUGCUUCGCGUCGUGGACGAGCUCAAGAAGAACGCCACUGGGAAGGUUAUUAAGAAAGUGCUUGUCCGGGAACUGUUUCCCCGAGAGGGGCAUGCCGACGUGCAGCGCUGGGAGUCCAAAAAGCGUGACAGUAGGCUUUAG
Messenger RNA from Fonsecaea multimorphosa CBS 102226, 1764 nucleotides. RefSeq lists its product as uncharacterized. Gene Ontology annotation, molecular function: medium-chain fatty acid-CoA ligase activity. Bases 1 to 1764 code for a protein of 587 amino acids. The transcript has 5 exons. Lineage: Eukaryota; Fungi; Ascomycota; Eurotiomycetes; Chaetothyriales; Herpotrichiellaceae. Gene Ontology annotation, biological process: fatty acid metabolic process. The record is from RefSeq and is a predicted model, not a curated record.